AUGUUUUCUAAAUAAAUUCAAUAUACCUAGUCUUAAAAGACAAGUGAUUCUGGCUUAUCUAAUUAAUAAUUUAAUUAGAGAGCUUUUAGAUAUGAAAAUUAAUCAUCAGUCAAAGCAAAUUGGUAGAAACUUAAGUCAUAUGAAACUGACAAUGAUCCAAUAUCAAGACGUGAUAGAACUGUUAAAUCAAUUGUAAUGAAUGGUUAUUAUAUUAGACUGUCUUAUAAGAAAUAUUUACUUGCAACAAUCAAACAAAAUUGAUAAAAUUAGUUAGUUCAUUUCUAUAGUCAGAACAGCAAUUAACUUAAAUUAGUGAACAAUUAGAUAAAUAGUAAAUUGUUUAACUCUUCUUUAAAAUUCAUCAAAUGCAAAGUCCAUAACUUGUGUAGUUUUUACAUUUACUUUAUGAUUCUCUAUUUUCUUUAGACUCAUCAGUUAGUUCUAAGAUGUACACUCAUUAAGAUGUACUUAAAUAUAUGCUUCUAUCAAACUAUGAAUAAAUCUAAGGACAAGCAGGGUAAUUGACCAGAAUACUUGAAAUAUUAUCAGAAAUGUAGAUUUUAAAUCCAGAUUUCUUAGCAUUUGAGGAAGAAUUUUAAGUUGAUUUAGAAGAGGUAAAGUAAUUAAUUAUAUAUAUAGAUUUCAAAUUCAUUCAACUAAGUAUAAUUGCGAAUCUUAUUUUUAGUAAGUUCGAUUGAUAUAUUAAGAGCUUUGAAAGGUUCAGUAGCCUUAUUUGAACGAUUAGAAUAGUUUGUGUUUUCAUAGAUAAAGAAUAGUCAGAUGCCAAAUAUUAGUGAUCUAAAAACUCUUGUGAUUGCUUAUGUUCUUUUAAGUGAAUAAUUGGAUAUAGCAAAUAAACUUGGUUAUUAAAAGUAAGCAAUAGAAACUAUUGGAAAAUCUAUAGAUUAUUCAAUCUAUGAAUUAAAAAGAAGAUUUAUUAAUAAUGCAAUGAGAUUAUCAUAAAAAUAUCUAGGUUCUGAAGUUUAUGAUUAAAUUGCUAAUAUGAAUAGAUCAUUUAGUCCUGGAUUUAAUAGAUAAUCAAUGCCUCAUUUCAAUUAAUAAGAAAACAUAUCAUAUUAAUUUUUGAUAAAUCAUUUGAAAAUGAAUUAUACUUUAAAUAAUGAUGAUAAUUUUUAGAUUGAUUCUAAAUGCAAUAAUUUAUUAUCUAGUCCUCUCAUUUAUUAAUUAAUGGAUAAGUAAUUUUAUAAUUAAUAUUUAUAGAUUAGUACCAUAAACAACAAAAAAAGAGAAAGUUAAUUCAAUUUUUACAGAAUAAAGUCAAGUAGAAAAAAAGAGUUUACCAGUAAAAAAAUAAUUCUCAAUUAAAUAAUUAAAAUAAGAGAAUAUGGUGUAAUCUUAAACUCAAAAUUAAGUAUCUACUCCUUAAUAAAAAUAAGUAUUUAUAUAAUAUUAAUUAAUAUUAGUUAUCUUAAACAUAAGGAUUUCAAUCUACUUAAAAUAAAUAAUAAACUAAUAUUACUACUACUGUUAAACCAGGUUUAGAUUCUAAUGAAUUUGAAAUCCUAUAAAAUAAAUUAGGUCGUCAAUAACAAGAAUUAGAAGAAUUAAAAUAAUUGUAUAAUACUAAUAUGGCAUAAAAAAAGAAUGAACUCAAUUAAACUAAUUAAUAAAAUUAAUAAAAUGAUUAAUUGAAAAAGAAAAUAGAACUUUUAGAAACCAAUUUAGUAUCAUUAAAAAAUGAAAAUACUACUUAUAAAAAAGAAAAAGAUUAAAAAUAAAGUGAAGUUAAUGAAUUAAGAUCAUUUAUUUAAGAUUUACAAGAUAAAUAAUUAAAAUUAGAAAAGUUAGUUCAAUAAUAAUAAUAAUAAUAUUAAUAAUAAUAAUAAUAAUAAUAAUAAUUAUAAUAAUUAUAAUUAUAAUAAUAAUAAGCUUCUCCAUAAUAAUUACCAAAUCCUAAUCCUGCAUAAUAAUAUUUAAAAACACAAUAAAGUAGCUAUUCAACUAAAGCCAAUACUCAAACAUAAAUGAAUAUUUAAAUUCCAACCAAUAAUCCAGAUGAUAAAAAUAGAUUAUUUGUUAGAGCUUAAAGUUAAAUGAGUCAUUCUCCUGGAGAAGAAUUUAAAAAUGAAAUGGAUGAUACAAGUCCUAGAAUUAUUAAAUAAAAUUAAGCUUAUUUACUUUAAUUAUUAGAUAUGUUAGAUUUAAAUACAUCUUUUACUAAAUCUUAUACCAAAUUACAUUCAAAUAAUGAAAAUAAUUCUUGGGAAAGUGAUGUAUCAAUUGUACAUAAUUUCAAACUUGAAGGUUUAAUAACUGAUACAAAUGAAGGAAAAGUGUUAAUGCUCAAAGCUUAUAAUUAAUAGAAUAUAUUGUGUACAGAAUCAAUAUCAUUUGAUCUCUUAAAGAGUCUUCUUGGAUAUGUAGAUUUUUAAGAUACUCUACCAACAAAUCUACCAAAUAUUAGUACAACUCAUUAAUUCUUUAAAUUUUUAAUAUUACCUUAUACUGCAAUUGUACAUGAUGAAAAUACUUAAUAAUAUAAGAUUUAAUUGUGGCCUAAACCAUAUGGAUUAUUAAAUGGAUUAAAUUUAAAAAUAGAUUUCUUAGAUCUUAAUUGUUUAGUAUAUGUUCAUCAUUUAGAAACUGAUUAAUUUAGAAUUAUUAUAUUUGAUCCAGCAAGUUAUGAUUGUUUCAAAUUAGAUUUAGAAAUGGAUUAUUCUUCAAUAGAUACAUUUUUUGUAGAUGCUAAAUCUAUUAAAGAUGAAUUUAAUUAUUAUUGUAAGAGUAAUCUAUUGAAAUUGACAGAAAAAACACCUAAAUUUGGAGAUGAUGAUGUAGCUGAAGCAUUAGUAGAAAGACAUUUUUCAAAAGAUAAAGUAAAAGCAGUCUAGGCAGACAUAAAAUAAAAUUAAUCGUAUAAAUAAGAAAAUUUAGUAUUAAAAUAACCAGUUGAAUUUCUUAAAUUCAUCAAAUAAAUAGUUUAAGUUUUUGAAUAAUAAUUAAAAUUACAAUAAAUUACUUUUCCUAAUAGUUUACUCGGUAUGAAAUAUUUUAGAUGUAAGACAUGGAAUGCUGGUACUAAAAGUUAAAUAUAAAUUGUCAAAGAACAUUUAGAUUAAUAAUAAAUUUCUAUAUAUUUAGCUAAUUGUUUUGAAUCUUUUGGUCCAAAUAAAUCUAAACUUAAAGCUAAAGGAAGUACUCAAAUAAAUUUUUCAGCAAUUCAAAGGGAAUUUGCUGUAUCUUAUGAUAAAUUAUAGAUUGAAGAAAGAGCAACCAUUUUAUAGACUAUUUUAUAUUCAUUCAAUUUAAAUAUUUUUGAAAAAAUAUGUGAAUAGGAUGAAUAACAAUUUGACAAGAAUCCUAUAGUGUAAAGUAUUUAUGAUUGUGGGUCUUAUAGAAGGUAUUAUUAUUUAAUUAUCUAUUUUAGAGUUAUUGCCUUUGAUAAUGGUAAGAUUGCAUAAGUUACUAUUUAAGUUAUUGGAUCAAAUAGAAGAAUGUGCGGUAUUAAAUUCUCUGUUUUUAAUGUUGAUGAAACAAUUGAAAAUGGAGUAUUUUUACCAGUAUCAUAAAGUGAAUGGGAUACUAGAGCAAUGGAAAAAUAAAAAAUUAAAGCAUCUGUUCAAAAUGUUCCCUUUGCAGAAUAUUUAUUAACAUAAAUUCUAAAAUGUUAAACCACAUAAACUGUAAAAUAUUUUAAUUGAUUUUACUAGAUUUUAUUUAAAAAGAUUUUGAAUGCUGAUUUCAAAUCAAAUUAAAUUAAUAGUAGUGAAAUAAAAAAGAGAAAGACUUUUAUUGAGAGGGUAGAUAAUCUAUUAACUUGGCAAGAAGUUAUCGCACAUUUAUGA
Molecule: messenger RNA, 3806 nt
Organism: Paramecium pentaurelia
Lineage: Eukaryota; Ciliophora; Oligohymenophorea; Peniculida; Parameciidae
Source: the annotation of a GenBank genome assembly